This is a messenger RNA of Fusarium redolens, 1548 nucleotides long. RefSeq names its product cytochrome P450. The record is from RefSeq and is a predicted model, not a curated record. The transcript is spliced from 6 exons. Gene Ontology annotation, molecular function: iron ion binding; heme binding; oxidoreductase activity, acting on paired donors, with incorporation or reduction of molecular oxygen. Lineage: Eukaryota; Fungi; Ascomycota; Sordariomycetes; Hypocreales; Nectriaceae. Bases 154 to 1548 code for a protein of 464 amino acids.
CUGGCUUACCGACCACUCGCGGUAUGUCCUUCCGCUCCUGAAAUGGAGUUUGGUGACACGAUGAGCGAGAAGAGGCUCAAUAGUCAUAUCAUAUCUGGCCUCAGUACUUUGAUGCAAUCGAAAACAAUCAUCACUCUGUGACACGUCUCUAUCAUGAAAUCAGUGUCUCUUUAUGUUUGGCUGGCUCUUUGUUUAACUCUGGGAUGGGUCCUUUUGACCCUUGUCAAGCUCAUUCGUUCCCCUUUGACACGCGUUCCUGGACCCUUUCUUGCAAGGUUCACAAGACUAUGGCUCCUCAAGCAAGUAUACCUUGGGACAUACCCUAAGACCAGUAUCGAGCUCCACAGGAAGUAUGUUCGACCAGGGCCCAUUGUACGCAUAGCACCAAACGAGUACAGUAUCGACGAUCCUGCAGCAGCCAAAAUAAUCUACGGAAGUGGUCGAGGAUUUACAAAGUCCCCAUGGUAUUAUGCCAGCAGCAAUCCCAUUAGCCCACUGCCAAACAUCUUCGCCGAGCCGAAUCCACAUAUCCAUGCACAGGCCAGACGAAAGGUCGCAGCAGCUUACUCCAUGACCAACUUGGUUCAACUGGAGCCUUUCAUCGAUAAAUGCUCCGCUGUUCUGAGGGACAGAUUAGAAGAGUUUGCUCGGUCUGGUGCUUCCGUGGAGGUAUCUCACUGGAUGCAAUGCUACGCAUUCGACGUAAUAGGCAUGAUGACGCUCGGGAAACGAUUCGGUUUCUUAGACUCGGGUGAAGAUAUACAAGGAAUCAUGUCGUCCCUGAGCCAGUACUUGAUCUAUUGUGCCAACGUCGGGAUAUUUCCAGAGUGGCAUAAGACUCUAUUUCGCCGACGAAUGAGAUCAAAGACAGUAUCUGGCCUGGUGCACGUCCGAGAGUUUGCCAAUGCACAACUGGAAGAGAAGCGCGAGAAGGUCGAGGCAGAUGACGCAGCCUAUUCCAAUGUUGCAGAGGACUUUAUCACCAAGUUCUUACGCAUGCAGGCUCAAGAUCCGGUCAAGAUUACUAACGCUGACAUUAGUUCAGUAUGUACCAUGAAUAUUGGUGCUGGUUCUGAUACAACCUCCAUCAGUUUGACUUCGAUAAUAUUCAAUCUGAUCAAGUACCCGAGAGUUCUCGAACAGCUCCGAGCCGAGAUCAAAGAGCACGAGGCUCAAGGCACAAUAUCGGAUCCAAUCAAAUUCGCCGAAGCAAAUCAGCUUCCCUAUCUCCAAGCAGUCAUCAAAGAAGGUCUACGAAUGCAUCCUGCCACUGGGCUCAGUCUCGGCCGGGUCGUUCCAUCAGAGGGAGCGACUUUGGCAGGACAAUACUUUCCUCCAGGAACCGUGGUUGGGAUUAAUGCUUGGGUGGCACACGCUAACACCAAGGUAUUCGGGCAUGACGCCCAUGUCUUUCGCCCCGAAAGGUGGCUAGAUUACCCAGAACUGGUCAAGGAACGCGAAGCAUAUUUUAUGACACAUAGUCUAACCCUUUACUUUGACAGUUCGGUCAAGGCUCUCGCACCUGUCUGGGCAAGAACAUCAGCCUGA